AUGGGCAUUCCGGUGUCCCGGCUCAGCAAGAGCAACAUGCAGUUCCACGGGGUAAUUCCCAGGAAGAAGGCCAAGUCAAUCGGGAAAAUUGCCUUCGACGUCGUAUUCGGCAAAAAGUGGAACUUCAGAAAGGAGCUGCUAACUUUUGAAGUGGUAGACUUCCAUAGUGCUUACCACACCAUCCUGGGUAGGCCAGCCUAUGCACGUUUCAUGGCCCGCCCAUGUUACGUAUAUCUUGAACUUAAGAUGCCAGGGCCGAGUGGUGUGAUCACUGUCACAAGCAAUCGGAAGUUAGCCGAGGAGUGGCUCCAAAAAGGCUCCCAGAUCGCUGAUGAGAAGAUGGCGAUGGCUGAGUUGGACGAGUACAAGAAAGCGGUGGAUUGGAAUGAUCUGCUGAACUCCAAAAAGCCGACUGUGGAAUCCGCUUUCCUGUCGGCAGGGGAGACGAACCCAGUGCAUGUUCAUCCUGAGGAUCCAAGUAUCGCCCCAACCAACAUCUCCAUGACCCUUGAAAGCAAAUAG
Molecule: messenger RNA, 522 nt
Organism: Aegilops tauschii subsp. strangulata
Lineage: Eukaryota; Viridiplantae; Streptophyta; Magnoliopsida; Poales; Poaceae
Source: RefSeq, a predicted model, not a curated record